Stereum hirsutum FP-91666 SS1 is the source of this 2038-nucleotide messenger RNA. RefSeq lists its product as uncharacterized. Bases 247 to 1815 code for a protein of 522 amino acids. The record is from RefSeq and is a predicted model, not a curated record. Lineage: Eukaryota; Fungi; Basidiomycota; Agaricomycetes; Russulales; Stereaceae. The transcript is spliced from 3 exons.
GCGUCCCAUGGCAUGCAAUGCGCUCGGCACUGUACACUUUGCGCAGUACAGUUUAUUUCUUUGACUAAAAGAUAGCUUGAUACAUUAAUCUACCGCCUUAUUAUUGCUCUAUCUGUACUUGGAUUAGGGAGCCAUCAACCUCGUUGCACUGCUUUCAGACGUCCUCUUUGACUUUCAUCUUCCAUCUCCAGAAGAACGCUGAGGGCUUCAUAUUAUCGACGUCUUCUAGGUUUUGGGUUUGGAACAAUGCUCACUUUGGCAGACGAACCAUCAGACAUCAAAAAGCCUCUCGACGACUCGCCUUACACAGACAUACCCUCCGCUGAUGUCCCUCCUCCAUACAGUCCCUCCGGUCGCGAUUCUAUUUCAUUAUCUUCCGUUUUAUCCACUGCCGGUCCCAGUCGCCCACGUGCUCCAAUCCCGACUUCGCCAUUCUCCCUCGCCUCCGCCCGUCCCACUUCCCUCGCCUCCCAACCUCCUCCGUCAACCACAAUCCAACGCAAAUGGUUCUCCUUCCUUCCUACCUUUUCCAAGCCACCACCCGAACUUCUGUCGACAAUCCACUCCCUGCUUCGCGAUCUCGUUCAGCGCCCUACCUCGGAUACGUCCGAAACAUUCAUCAGCAGUGUCCUAGCGAGUUGUAAAGAAGCUUGCGCGUCUAACGGCAUCAAUUUCUCAGAGGUGUUGCAGGAGAGGUUCAUUGAGGAGCAUGGGGUUGUUUACUGGGCUAUUGUUAAACGGCCGAGGGCACGUGCUGUAAGCAGGAGAGUAGAGACAGGCAAAGCGAGGGCAGAGGGCGAAGGUGAUGGAGGUGGACAGGAGGAGGAGAUUGAUAUGGUUGUGUUUCUACUCGCGGAAAUGACUCCUAUUCUACCACACACGAUCUCCGAAGUCCGUUGCGUGUGUAUGGUCAACUCUGACCAUUCGACCUUCACGUUGAUCAAAUCGCGCUUUCCGAAAUCAUUCGCGCGUCUCUCCGGUUCAGACGAGAUCCUACUCAGCCAUGGGGAAGACUGGGAUAGUGCGGGUGACGUCAUCGAGGUUGAGGAGGCAGCUGGAGGAGGAGGUGAAGGUGGAGGUAGCGGUGGGGAUGCUGAUAGGGCGUUUGUGGUGAGAUUCGAGAUCGUGAAGUUUCAGUUGAGGAUGAGGGUCUCGAAGGUGGUGAGAGUUGAGUGGAUCGCGAGAGGCAGGAUGUGGUACCUCCGCUUCUCGGCACCACCCUCCUCCUCUGGACCCUCUCCGCCCCGCGUCGCACUCGGUCUCUCCGACGGAAGUCAACCAACCUAUGUCGACUCCCGUCUCACAAUCUAUCCCUCUUCCCACCCGAAUCCGAUCUCCUCCUCCAUCACAGCGAGCAUUCCCCCGAAAACCUCCAGUGGUGGCAUGCCAGGCUCCUACCGUCCUACCCCAUAUUCCACGACCUCUACCUCUACCUUCGCCGGGCCAGGUUCUAACAGUCCUCGUCCACCACAGAACUUACCCGAUAUAUCGAUCCGAAUGCAGUCACCGCGUAAACACCUGCUCGGCGAACCUAUCUCCGACACCGCUCCCUAUUCUUACUCUUCCGCGGCUGCUGCGACGAAUGCAAUGUCACGAUCCAAAGCGAAGGGGAAGAUGAGUAUGCAUAAUGGAGCGAGUGCAGGCUUUGAACCGGAAGAGGGAGGAUACGAAGUUGAGGUGACGUUGGAUGAGCGUGUGCUCGAUGGUGCGAGGAAUGGUAGGGCGUCAGGUUAUGUCGAUGAGCAUGGAACGCUGAGGGGGAUGUUCGAGGCCAGACUGGUCAAGUAUAUGAGCGACGAUUGUGUCAUCUGUUGAGUCUCGAUCUACUAUCUCGUACGACGUGGCCUUUUAUUUCUUUCUGAGGGCUUGGUAGACCGUCUAUCGAGUCUGUUUCGUUGACGCAAUGGUCUUGUAUCUGUCUCGUACGCAAGGACUAUAUAUGCUCCAUCUUACUCAAUUACAGCUCUCUCCGUCGAUGCUUCUAUACUUCCUCCUACGCGUCCCGCCUCUCCGAAUCAUCACGAACACCCCACAUCAC